Molecule: messenger RNA, 639 nt
Organism: Suillus subalutaceus
Lineage: Eukaryota; Fungi; Basidiomycota; Agaricomycetes; Boletales; Suillaceae
Exons: 3
Coding region: 203-448 (81 amino acids)
Source: RefSeq, a predicted model, not a curated record
CAAAGUCCACGAUGAUCACUUACGACGAUUAUCAGGUCUUAACACCGAGACACAACGAGUGUUUAGGUCAAGAGUGCACUGGAAGUUUGAGCUCUGACAUAGGCUGUGCAGCUGAAGCGCCCAGGGCGGCUCAAUGAUAACGAGGAAUGCCAAAGAUCAUUAAUCAAUAACAGUCUUCACUUUACAAUGGACUGACCCAUCCAUGUGUCCCGCCACGACCUUACCCCGACUUCACUCCGCUAUCCUUGUUAACAUGCACACAACCACCCACUGGGCCUUGACGGUACUCGACAUCUCGCCAAUGAUCGAUACUCAUCUUGUGCGUAACAUACACAAUUCUUCUUCUGAGGUUGGAGAGAAGGUCGCCCUUUCGAGAUGUAUCGAGAAGCAUUGGCGGCUUGUAGGUUGGGGAAGUAUACAGCGUGGAGCGGUAUUGGAGUUGGACUGAUUCGCUACCCACAUUCUAGCACUUUGUGUGAGCGGAGCCAAUCUACCUCUGUAUCAUGUUUACAGCACGCAAAUGCAUUGUUUCAAUUGCACUGUGCAUCUGUAUUGGAAAGAGUCGUGAUGGUCACUUUCCCUUAUUAGCGAUCUCUUAUGACUUCUUUGAUGCCGUUUAUAUACUUAUCGACCUUUCAA